Messenger RNA from Coregonus clupeaformis (lake whitefish), 1013 nucleotides. RefSeq names its product SAYSvFN domain-containing protein 1. The transcript is spliced from 2 exons. Lineage: Eukaryota; Metazoa; Chordata; Actinopteri; Salmoniformes; Salmonidae. The record is from RefSeq and is a predicted model, not a curated record. The coding region runs from base 272 to 808 and encodes 178 amino acids.
GGCUGAACAGGAAAGUAAACAAACUGAAGUGAAACAGAUUUAACAUAUUUCAUACUUCCUAUGACAGUGAAACAUUUAAUUCGAGCAUUACCAUGAAAACACUUUUGAGACUAUAUUUCCGCGGUUGAGAAGACGGGAUUUCACACGAACAAUCUUGUUGGGACCGCUCAAAAUCUAGCUAGCCCAGGCAGUAGCCAGUACUUUCCUAUCUGUAGUGCACAUUUUGCCACGCAGUCUUUCAUUGCCGCAUGACUCAGAAGUUGAUCACAAUAUGGAGCAAAAGCUUGCGGAGUUCAGAGCCCGAAGAAGGGCUGAUGUGGCCGCUAAGAAGAGCGAAUCUUCUGAAAAGCAGCCCAAAACAUCAUCUGACAGUGGCAGCACUUUGAUGUCGGCCAGUUGCCAGUCAUCAACAGCGGAUGCAGACACACAGGAGUUAACAGAAGAUCCAAUCUCAGCUGUCUAUCAGGCUACAAGGACUAAACAUUGGGGGGAUGACUGGUUGCUGGAGAGCAAUCUGGGUCAAUGGCUUGGUUCGACACGACUGGCUUUCACAAAUCUGACUUUGCUGAAGGUGUUGCUUUGGCUGGUUCUACUUGGGCUGUUCACUGAGCUGGAAUUUGGGUUGCCUUUCUUCCUUAUCUCUCUCUUCUACUGGCUGUAUGAGGGGCUGCGGAACCCAACUGCACGUCAACCAGGAGAACUGAGCGCUUACUCAGUGUUCAACCCAGACUGUCAGCCUCUCCUGGGGGCACUUACAGCAGAGCAGCUAGAGGGAGAGAUGGGCUACAGACCACUGGCCAACAGAUGAGACCCUCAAACAACUGACUUUAAUCUGAAAUUGAAUAGCUAACUGGAAAUGUAUUUAUUUGAAUGGUGCACAUUGCUGAUGUUGAUUUUGAAGUCAAAUGGAGCCUAUUCCAAACUACAAGAUCAUUCACCACUGCUGCACAUUGAUGAUGCUGUGAAAGAACAAACAUCUGCUUGUUAAUUCCAUUAAAAUGUGUGUACUUGAA